This is a messenger RNA of Solanum tuberosum (potato), 627 nucleotides long. RefSeq lists its product as uncharacterized. The record is from RefSeq and is a predicted model, not a curated record. The transcript has a single exon. Gene Ontology annotation, molecular function: zinc ion binding. Bases 1 to 627 code for a protein of 208 amino acids. NCBI's taxonomy places the organism in Eukaryota, Viridiplantae, Streptophyta, Magnoliopsida, Solanales, Solanaceae.
AUGUUUGAUGUUGAAAGAGAAUUUCCUAUUGUCGCUCUAUUUGAUGAAAUAAACAGGAGAUUUGCUCUUUUAUUUCACCAGAGGCGUAUGGAGCUGGUGAACUCUGCAAAUAGAUUUGUUCCUUCAAUUGAAAAAGACAUAUCAAAGUAUGUCAACGCGGGCAACAAAUUGUUAGCUCAUCAAAUCACUAACUACAAGUUCAGUGUCACUGGUCAUGGUGAUGUUGCUACGGUGGAUCUACAAAGAAGAAUUUGUACUUGUAGAAUUUUCGACUUGGACAAAAUACCUUGUCCACAUGCCAUGGCAGCGCUUCGAGCCCAAUAUGGUGCCGAUUUUGGAAAUCAGAUUUAUGAGUACUCCUCUCCAUAUUAUUCAGUGGAAAAAUACAUAGUGACAUAUUGUGAGAAAAUUCACCCGGUGCCACCUGAAGAUUCUUGGAUCGUCCCUUUGGAUGUCAUAGAGAGAGAAAUACCUACUCCAUAUGUUGAUCCAAGCAAACCUGGAGGAAGGAGAUUUAAGAGACGACGUGGAGUUGGUGAAUCAUUUCCAACAAGAAAAAAUAAGUGUUCCGUAUGUAGGGACUUUGGCCACAAAAGAACUACAUGCCCAAUUCGAAAUGCUCCAUAA